This is a messenger RNA of Suricata suricatta (meerkat), 8772 nucleotides long. RefSeq names its product cyclin and CBS domain divalent metal cation transport mediator 2 (gene CNNM2). Gene Ontology annotation, molecular function: magnesium ion transmembrane transporter activity. Gene Ontology annotation, cellular component: plasma membrane. The transcript has 9 exons. The record is from RefSeq and is a predicted model, not a curated record. The coding region runs from base 152 to 2482 and encodes 776 amino acids. NCBI's taxonomy places the organism in Eukaryota, Metazoa, Chordata, Mammalia, Carnivora, Herpestidae. Gene Ontology annotation, biological process: magnesium ion homeostasis; transport.
UCAGCUAACCCAGGCCGAGUCAGUGUCAGUCAGGGAGCCGGAGUGCUGAACCGUGUGUGCGGACGCUCCGCUGCAGUCUCGCCCAGGGGCCGGUGCCUGCGCUCGCGCCGCCGGGUAGGAAGGAUGAAGCCGCAGCUGGAGCAGCCACCCUAUGAUUGGUUGUGGCUCUUGUGAACCCGAAGUAAAGAUGGCGGGCGGGCAGGCAGCCGCCGCACUGCCCACUUGGAAGAUGGCGGCGCGCCGCAGCCUUAGCGCCCGCGGCCGGGGGGUCCUGCAGGCGCCGGACAGCGGCCCCCAGCGCUGCGGCAUCCGCACCUCCGAUAUCAUCAUCUUGCCCCACAUCAUUCUCAACCGCCGUACAUCGGGCAUCAUUGAGAUCGAGAUCAAACCGCUGCGCAAGAUGGAGAAGAGCAAGUCCUAUUACCUGUGCACAUCGCUCUCCACCCCAGCCCUGGGCGCCGGCGGCCCGGGGUCCGCGAGUGGUGCCGUCGGGGGCAAGGGCGGCUCGGGGGUGGCCGGGCUCCCGCCACCCCCGUGGGCCGAGACCACCUGGAUUUAUCACGACGGCGAGGACACCAAGAUGAUCGUGGGCGAGGAGAAGAAGUUUCUGCUGCCCUUCUGGCUGCAGGUGAUCUUCAUUUCGCUGCUCCUGUGCUUGUCGGGCAUGUUCAGCGGCCUCAACCUGGGGCUGAUGGCCCUGGACCCGAUGGAGCUGCGCAUCGUGCAGAACUGCGGCACCGAGAAGGAGAAGAAUUACGCCAAGCGCAUCGAGCCCGUGCGCAGGCAGGGCAACUACCUGCUGUGCUCGCUGCUGCUGGGCAACGUGCUGGUCAACACCACGCUCACCAUCCUGCUCGACGACAUCGCCGGCUCCGGCCUCGUGGCGGUGGUGGUCUCCACCAUCGGCAUCGUCAUCUUCGGGGAGAUCGUGCCCCAGGCCAUCUGCUCCCGGCACGGCCUGGCUGUAGGGGCCAACACCAUCUUCCUCACCAAGUUUUUCAUGAUGAUGACCUUCCCCGCUUCUUACCCGGUUAGCAAGCUGCUGGACUGCGUCCUGGGCCAGGAGAUAGGCACUGUCUACAACCGGGAAAAACUGCUGGAGAUGCUCCGGGUCACCGACCCCUACAACGACCUCGUUAAGGAGGAGCUGAACAUCAUCCAAGGGGCGCUGGAGCUCCGCACCAAGACAGUGGAGGACGUGAUGACUCCGCUCCGGGACUGCUUCAUGAUCACCGGCGAAGCCAUUCUGGACUUCAACACCAUGUCGGAGAUCAUGGAGAGUGGCUACACUCGUAUUCCAGUAUUUGAGGGGGAGCGCUCCAACAUCGUGGACCUCCUCUUUGUCAAAGACUUGGCCUUCGUGGAUCCAGAUGACUGUACUCCCCUGAAAACCAUCACUAAAUUUUAUAACCACCCCUUGCACUUUGUUUUCAAUGACACCAAGUUGGACGCUAUGCUGGAGGAAUUUAAGAAAGGUAAAUCUCACCUGGCUAUUGUACAGCGAGUAAACAAUGAGGGAGAAGGGGACCCGUUUUAUGAAGUUCUGGGAAUUGUCACAUUAGAAGAUGUGAUUGAAGAAAUCAUCAAAUCUGAGAUUCUAGAUGAAACAGAUUUAUACACUGAUAACAGAACGAAAAAGAAAGUGGCCCAUCGUGAAAGAAAGCAAGAUUUUUCUGCCUUUAAGCAGACAGACAGCGAGAUGAAGGUUAAAAUAUCACCACAGCUUCUCUUGGCCAUGCACCGUUUCCUAGCAACAGAAGUAGAAGCAUUUAGCCCAUCCCAGAUGUCAGAGAAGAUCCUUCUAAGGCUGCUAAAGCACCCCAAUGUCAUCCAGGAACUGAAGUAUGAUGAGAAGAACAAGAAAGCCCCAGAAUACUACCUCUACCAGCGAAACAAACCUGUAGACUACUUCGUUCUCAUUUUGCAGGGGAAGGUGGAAGUAGAAGCCGGGAAAGAAGGGAUGAAGUUUGAAGCCAGUGCUUUCUCCUACUACGGUGUGAUGGCCCUCACGGCCUCUCCAGUUCCUCUGUCCCUGUCUCGUACCUUUGUUGUCAGCAGAACAGAGUUGUUAGCAGCAGGUUCUCCAGGUGAAAACAAGUCGCCUCCUCGCCCAUGUGGCUUGAAUCACUCAGACUCUCUCAGCCGAAGUGACCGGAUUGAUGCGAUAACGCCGACCCUGGGGAGCAGCAACAAUCAGCUCAACUCCUCUUUCCUGCAAGUCUACAUCCCCGACUACUCAGUGCGAGCCCUUUCUGACCUUCAGUUUGUUAAGAUCUCCAGACAGCAAUACCAAAAUGCCCUGAUGGCAUCCCGGAUGGACAAAACCCCUCAGUCUUCAGACAGUGAAAACACUAAAAUUGAAUUGACUCUUACGGAGCUGCACGACGGGUUACCGGACGAGACCGCCAACCUGCUCACUGAACAGAACUGUGUGACGCACAACAAGGCCAAUCACAGCCUGCACGGCGAAGGUGCCAUCUAGGGCGCCCCCCGCCGCCCCCCGCCCCCACUCCCGAGGCCGCCAGGCCAGCUGACCGUGAAUCCCAUUAGCGUGAGCUUGUGUGCCGUGCUGCGUCCUGCAACAUCCUGAGACCAAAGACUUUGUCCCCUUUCCUGGAAGCAGCAGAGGAGGACGAUGAGGGCAGGACUGGAGACGAGGCUGGAGGUCAACAGCCAGGGCCUGGCGUGCGAGACGGUGGAGACGCGCCUCCGCCGCCCAGAUAGCAUCAUGUUUAUUUUUUCAGUUGUACCUUCUAUCUUUAUUCACUCUCCUCCUUCCUCAGUUUGCAUGAAGUUGAAAAUUGUGGCGGUCUAAUACUAUUUUUCCCCAAGAGAUCAUGUUUUUAAAAAGUGUCUCUUGCAGAGUUUUACGUUGUUGUGUCCGAACUCUGCUGUGACUCCAUGAUGUGACCCGCACAAAAUGGACUUGCGGCUCAGCCCUCAUGGGGAGGGGCGCGCUUCCCCUGCGCCCAGCGGGUGUCGCUGUGGAACUUGAAGGACGAAUGAAGAAACGGGUGGAUGCCAACCCGCCACGUCUGUCCCACUGUGGGGUGGAGCCUGCGCGGGGGGCCUGCAGCCGCCUCUGUGAGCUCAGUGUUGUUUUUAAGUUAAUGUUUAACCGUGUCCCUUUCCCUCAGAAAGGUUUAACAUAUGCUUGGAAUGUGAUUUUGCUCCUACUCUAAGGAAUUUUUAUCACCAAAAUGAAUGUUAAUGAAUUUUAAACCCAUGGUUUAUCAUUGGCAAGAGGCAAGGUGACUUCAUCCUGACUUUCCUACCGCCCGGACUCUCCGGCCCGGCCAGGCCUGCCCCCCGCUUACAGAGCGCCGCCGCCCGCCUCCCUGUCCUCACCCUUGUCAACCCAAGAUGCUGCUGCUCAGAUGCCAAAUGGAAACCUUCCACGGGGCUUUUUGAGUAAACACGUGGUGUGGAGUUCAAGCUCCUCCCCUUCCCACCGGGACCCGUGUCAUGGUCAGAAAAGGAGUCGGGCCUUCCAGCCGGGCCGGGAGGGCACUUCUAGACCCGUGUGUUUAAAGGAGGCAACUUGAGGGGCUGCCAGUCCCCGCCCCUCCUCCCCCUCCGUCCCUGGGCCCCUGGGGCUGGGCAGUGGCUGUGCCCCUUGCCCGAGGACCUCUGUGUCUCCCACCUCAGAUGUGGCCCACACCAGAGAGGCUGCUUGCACAGCCAGGGUCAGUGUGGCCCCAAACAGGGAUUUGGAAACCAAAUGUGUGCUGUGGCCAUUUCAUGUGUGUCUCUGCCUUAUUUUAAUGCCAAGUUCAUCGCAUGUAGUGAAAUUAACGUCAGGAGGUAUUUCUGGAGUGACUGGAUUCUUAACUAUCUUAUCUGUUUUAAGUGUCACCCGAGGGCUGUGUGCAUGUUGGUGGCAGCGCUCGCCUGCUGAGCUGAGGCCACACUGAGCGCAGUGCUCAUGGAGGGUUGCCACUCCGUGCUGCCUCUAGUCACUAGCCGAGAAGAUAGCGUUUUGUCCGCUGGCUCUCAGUGAACGAAGGGAAGCCCCAGGCCAAGCGGCACUUGCCUUCUCCCUCCUAAAGGUAGGAAUGUGGCCCCCAGGGUGGGCUCCGGGGAGGAUGGGAGCUGUGGUUGUGCAAUAGCCGGCACCCUGCUGGGCUUGGCUCCUGGUGAGCAGUUUGGGGGCUCUGGCGUCGUGGGCACAUUUACCGCAGUGUUUCCUCUGGGAUGUCAGUCCUGGAGAGUCUUCCUCAGCAGGUGCCAUGUCCCUUCGUUAAGGAAAUACUGACUUGACCUCGGCAGAACAUCACAGGGGUGGCCCCAGAAUGGGGCUCAGUGACCCGCUGCUGGCACCCAACCUGCUGCCGUGGGAUGGAGCCCCCACUCCAGCUUGUUAGUGGACCCUGCACUGCCAGUGUUCCCUUUUAUAAACAAAUCCAUCCAAGUUCAAAGGUCUCUAUUUCUUAAGAGGCAGCUGAUUACAGCCCCAGUGUGGUGUGGAAACUGGGACUGUCCGUGGGGUGCACAGAAAUGAGAGUUCCCCAUAAGGAAGUAAAACCUGGGUCUUGCGUGGGGGUGGGUGGUGACCCCCCCCAACUCCCCAACAACCACGCCACCCAUCCUCUGGGCCAGGACAGCACUUGCCUUCUUGGUGGUUUGGUGGAGCCUGGCCUGCCACGCUGUGGCCCCUCUGGCUUUCAGGAUCUCUGCCCCCUCAGUCUCUGCUGACUGAUUUGCUUUUCCACACGUGGCCCGUCUCAAGGUGCCUUGCUACUGGAAGGAGCUUCUGGAAUCCGAGUUAAUGUGUUGGAUCUUUUUGCCCCACUGCUCCUGUGUGAACCCUAAUGCUCUGAGAGAGUCCGGGGAACACAGAGGGGAUUCCAGCCGCCAGCUCCUUGACUUGAGAGAGAAAUGGAACUCCUCAGCACCGUCAUCCCUGCUCAGUGUGGCGGCUGCUUGUAAAAUCCUCUGGAAGGUGCUGCCGGGGGUAGCUUUGCAGCAGGGGCUUCUCGAGGAUGAAAUUUUAGCCUCCCAAGUUUGUAUUUAUUUUCCAUAAGCCACUCUUUACCUUUGAUUAUUCACAUUAUUCUGUAACAACAGGGAAUCCAAAAUAAUUCCUGGCUGCAGUUCCAUCUGCUCUGGGGAAACCUCAAGACCCUGCCAGUGACACUCAGCGUCUUGAGCGAUCAGAUUCCCCUUCCAGGCCCCACUUUCCCUCUGGAAACUUAUUUGAGGCUGUUGAAGGAGAAAUGCUGGCUCCAUUGCUUCUCUGGGCAGCAGGAUGAUCAUGGCUUCGAAGUUCUAUGCAAUGAUGUCUAUAAAGUAAAUGGGUGUCGGGCAGAGAAAGACCACCAAAUACUUGAGAUCCCCACGUGCUGUAGUCAGUUCUUAGCACCACCGGUAGAUCAUCCUUUCCUAGGGCUGUUGGCUCUGUACGUGUGGACGGGAGUGGGCUGUGGAGCGGACACAGGUCCUGGUGUCCUAGCUGCUGCUGGAGUCCUCAUUGUCAGAUCCAAGGCCUCUCUGUAGUGGCUUCCGUGGCCCCUACUUCGGGCCCUGGCUCUGUGGGACCAGACAGGGCCUCCUCCUGUUCCGAGCCACUGUGGCAUCUCACACGUCCCGUCUGAAUCUGGAUCCCUAGUAUCCAGGUGUUCCUAGGAUCAUCUGCUUGGACUUUAUACAUGAGAGGAUUGUGUUUGUGUGUGUGUGUGUGUGUGUGUGUGUGUGUGUGUGUGUGUGUGUGUGUGUGUGUGUGUGUGUGUGUGUGUAUGUGUGUGUGUAUGUGUGUGUGUGGGAGGGGUUUCCCCCUCCUGCCUUACAGGUUCUUUCCCUUCAUUCCUCUCUGUUCCAUAUUCAUUAGGCAAGUCCAAAAUCCUAUAUUUAAACUUUCAGGAAAACAGAACAUUAUGAUUCAUACAUGGAUAUUGGGAUGGUAGCCAACUAGUUUAAUUAAGCCUUGGUUCUUAUGUCAUUUACAUUCCAAAGGGCAUCCUACUUAACUCUGUUCUUUCCUCCUGCCUCACCUCACUUACAGAAGAGAGCUCAGCCCCAGUGCUGACAUGGUUGGCUUCUCUGAAGGGGAGGAAAUUAGGGCAUCUUGGCAUUAUCUAAUGUUACUUUAAGGAACUUCUGUGCCAAGGUUGAAUGCAGAACUUCCCAUUAAUGUGGAACAUAAACUGUGAAUAUAUUUACCUGUACUGUCCCCAGCACCUUAGGACUAAAGGACCAGCUUUUCCAACCUAGGAAAUCAGUGGUAGAUACAAGGAGGAUUGCAUUUUAUGUAGGGAUGGAAGUUAACAGGACUCUGGGCUAAGCGGGGACUGUGAACUUCUGCCCUUCAUUCUCUCAAGUGGUAGAGCAGACCUGACUAGGCCCUCACUGCCCUGGCUGGUCAGAAAUAAGAACAAACCCCAACCCAACAUCUGAAAAACAGCCAGGGAGGAUCUGUGGCCCUCUUUACCUUUCCUGGCCCAGGAGCCCAAGAUUCCUCCUGUGUUUUCCAGGGGUGAUCCCCAACAAAGGAAGGGUGCUCACGAAACAAGCUGCUGGGGAGGGCUGGCUUGGUGUACCCCGCACGACCCAAGUUCUCUGGUGCAUGGGCAGCAGGAACAACUCCCAUCACUUUUGACCCCAGGGUGGAUUUUUCUUGCAGGAGGUUGACUGAGCCAGCAGUUCAGGGCGCAGAGGCUUCUGGGGGUACAAGUGCUCCGUUUGUGAAGACACAGUUCCUGGGUCAGGUUUGGUUCUACUCUAGGCUCUGGGUUAGUGGUGCUUCUGUCCCGCAAGGAAGGACAUCUGGGUGAGUUACAGGUUAAUCCCGAAUUAGGAGAGAUUUAGGGAACUCAGUAGGAGCGUGGGUUAGGGUGAUUCAGAAACUUUACAGUGUGAAUUUAUCAAGGAGCAACGUACUCAGUGGAUUUUUAUUAUCUCAGGGCCAUUUACAAAUCUUUGUCUUUUCGUAUUUCUUUUGUAUUCAAGUGGGCUGAUAAGAGAGAUGAGUUCAGAGAACUCUAAGAUGAGGUUCAUUUGCCUCAUUUGAGGGUGAGUGGUACACCCAUGCCAAGCCUGCUGAUGUCACUGUCCCUCAAGGCUGCGGCAGUGGGCCUUUUUCCUCUACUGCCUGCAGACAUUCUCCCGGCAGUGACUGCUUACUUGCUGGUUUUCCUUCUGCCCUGUCUGAAGGCUCCAGGGCCCCUGGUCAGCCCUCAGGACAGAAGGAGACAACAGUGAUUCGCAGCAACUGCAGAGCUUGGAGCUUUCCUCGUGCCAUCAUGCCAUCAUGGGCCGGGUACUUUCUUAGCUUCUUAGAUCUUGUGGUUGGCUCAGUUUAAGCAAGCUUUCUGUCUGCGUAUGCUAGAGCCACUGACAUAAUUUCACUAGAAUCGUUGUAACUAUCUUUUGAUGGGAAAUACCAGGCUGUGCUUGAAGCAAUAAGGGAACAAAAGUUCCAGUAGCAAGAAAGCAGAGUUCUAGGAAUCUGUAUACCAAGGUUUUUAUGUACACAGCUCCAACACAUACUAUCAGAAAGGCUUGAAUGAGUACACAUCUUUGAGUUUGAAUACCUGCUGAGGUAUUAAACAUAAACUGGAAGAAUGGCUGGCAGGGUCUCUUCUGGCAUUUGCCCCAGCUGACCAACUUGGAGUCACUUGGGAAGUGAUUCUUUUGGGGCCAGAUUCUUCUUCAGGUUCACCCUGGAGAGAAUUAUUACAUGGACCUGAUGGGCCUUGGGUGCCUUCCCUUUUUGUUGGAGGCCCGGGCCCCUUGGUAUACACUGCUGGUCUCAGGCUCCCAGAGCAGAAGGGAGUGGGAAAGAAUAAGGUCUCAGGACUUUGAUUCCCCAGAGAGCCCCAUCUUAGCUUCUGAUUCAUUAUUCCGUGUCUGGAGUCUACUGUGAAGGUGGAGUAUAUCAGUCCAUUGACUUCUUGUUUCUCGAGUCCUUUAAAUCUACAAAUGUAUAUGCUUUAUUUAAUAUUAUUAUUUAUUAUGUACAUAUGCUUCUACUGUUAGUACAUUGUCUGUGACUAAGACGAGAUAUUUCCUAGAGCCCCUCUUCCAUGGAGCCUAGGGUUCUGUUGUCCCUUAAAGUCAGUGAGAAGGCAGUGGUUUCUGUUUUUGCCAUAAAGAGGUUGUUGCUCUUACGUUGACCCUAGCAUCCCUGGCCCCUUUGGUUGGGCCCAGCACUCCUCCUGAUGGACUAGUGUCUGGGAUAAGGAUGGAGGCAGGGCUCCCAAGUACCUCCAGGAAAUACUUCAGAGGUUGUCUCUUGGUGACGGGGUCUAUUCUGUACACAAUGGUACAUCAUGGCUGUGAGCCCAGAACCUCCUUCCUCACUCCCAGCCUCUCAUCCAGGUUGGCAUACUGGCCAUUUCCCACCUUGGAUUGCAGAAUCCAUCUCUCUGGACCAUGGUACCUGCCUGCCCAUCUGGGCUUCUAAUAUGCCUUUUCUUGGCUUUGAGGCCCAGUGCCAGCAUUGCCUUGGCCCUCAAGUAAGACCCUGCUUUGUGUCAGAUUUUCAUCCUCCUCAGCCUUUACUGUCAUAGUGUACACUUCAUGCUUUUCAGCGGUGAAGUUUCCCGAGCACAGUAUUCAGAGCUGUGUACAUAAACCUAAAGCAGCACAAAUGACAUGUAUAGGUUUCAUGAGCUGAUUGUCAUAAUGAAUGCAUUUUAUAAUUCAAAUGAUGUUGUAGAUUUACAAUCUCUCCUAUUUAUUUUGUAUCAAUUUAUUUGUAAAUUUUGUGAUUGUUUUAAAAGGUUUUUGUUCAUUUCUAUUAUUCUAUUUAGAUAAAUGAUGAUUUUCUGUUCA